This is a messenger RNA of Rotaria socialis, 1455 nucleotides long. Lineage: Eukaryota; Metazoa; Rotifera; Eurotatoria; Philodinida; Philodinidae. The record is from the annotation of a GenBank genome assembly.
AUGGUACUCGAUAUUGAAUUACUUCGUCGAAAUCCAGAAAUAGUACGUGAUUCUCAAAAAAAACGUUACAAAGGUCUUGAACGCGUCGAUAAAGUUAUUGAUCUUGAUUCACAAUGGCGUACAAUUCGUUAUCAAGCUGAUCAAUGGAAUAAAGUAAAAAAUCUUUGUGGACGUACAAUUGGUUCGAAAAAGCAAGCAAAAGAAAAUGAAGGUGAUGUUGAAGUUUUACCUGAAAAUUUAAAAAUUUCUCUUGAAACACUUGACGCUGAAUUAAUUGGAAAAUUAACAAUUACACAAAUAAAAAAUCUCAGUGCAUUAAUCGAUAAUGAAAUUGAAAAAACAAAAGAAAAUUUAAUAAAAAUUGAAAAUGAACGUAAUGCAACUUUACGUGAAAUAGGUAAUAUUGUUCAUGAAUCUGUACCUGUUAGUGAUAAUGAAGAUAACAAUGUGACAGAACGAACUUUUGGAGAUGUUGAAACACGAAAGAAAUAUUCUCAUUUUGAUUUAAUGUAUAUGAUUGAUGGUUAUGACGGUGACAGAGGAGCCGCAGUCGCUGGAUCGCGUGGUUAUUUUAUGAAGGGUCCUGCUGUAUUUCUUGAACAAGCAAUUAUUCAAUUGGCUUUACGUUUAUUAGAUGAUAAAGAUUUCGAAAUACUUUAUACACCAUUUUUUAUGCGUAAGGAUGUUAUGCAGGAAGUAGCUCAAUUGAGUCAAUUCGAUGACGAACUAUACAAAGUUGUAUGCAAAGAUGACAAGCCUGGCGAAUCAAAUGAUGAAGAAAAAUAUCUAAUAGCAACGUCGGAACAAGCUAUUGCUGCUUAUCAUCGCGACGAAUGGCUUGUAACUUCAAAAUUGCCUAUUCGCUAUGGUGGUAUCUCGACAUGCUUUCGACAAGAAGCUGGUUCUCAUGGUCGUGAUACGCGUGGUAUUUUCCGAGUACAUCAAUUUGAAAAGAUUGAACAAUUCUGUAUUACAUCACCACAAGAUAAUGAAUCAUGGAAGAUGUUCGAAGAAAUGAUUGGCAAUGCUGAAGAAUUUAAUAGACAAUUGGGUAUUCCUUAUCGUAUUGUUAACAUCGUUUCUGGUGAAUUAAAUAAUGCAGCAGCAAAAAAAUUUGAUUUAGAAGCAUGGUUUCCUGGCUCGGGUAGAUUUCGUGAACUUGUCUCAUGUUCUAAUUGUCUUGAUUAUCAAUCGAGACGGCUCAAAAUUCGUUAUGGUACAGUGAAAAAAAAUAAUGAAGCCGCUGAAUACGUUCAUAUGUUGAAUGCAACUAUGUGCGCAACAACACGUACAAUUUGCGCUAUUCUCGAAAAUUAUCAAACCGAUGAUGGUAUUGUGGUACCUGAAAUUCUUAAGCCUCUUAUGCCUAAAAAAUAUUCUGAAAAGAUUCCAUUUGUUAAAGAAGCACCCGUCGAACAAGAAUCCAAAGGAACAUCGGCAGCAAAAAAGAAAUAA